AUGGAAAUCCAAACCGAGCCUUUAGACCUAUCAACAAAAUCCUCCCCAAACAAAUACCUCAACAUUAUCGACUUGAAAUUCCUGGCUGGCCUGAACAACCACUUGGUGAAGCUUUACGAGAGAACCAACUUGUCGUGUAAAAAGGAGGGGUUGUGUUUACCGCAGCGGAUGAAGAACGUGCUGCCGUGCCAGGUCUGCUUGAAGACCUUCGACAGACCUUCGUUGUUGAAGAGGCAUAUGAGGACACAUACCGGAGAGAAGCCGCACAUCUGCAGCGUGUGCAGCAAAGGCUUCAGCACGUCCAGCUCGCUGAACACCCACAGGAGGAUACACACAGGUGAAAAGCCUCACAAAUGUCCUGAAUGCGGCAAAUGUUUCACCGCAAGCUCCAACCUCUACUACCAUCGAAUGACGCACACCAAGAACAAGCCGCACAAGUGCAGCUGGUGCCCGCGCUCGUUCCCGACGCCCGGCGAGCUGCGCGCGCACCUCGCGUCUCACCCCCCCUCCCCCUCCCCGUGCCCCUCCCACUCCGCCGCCCUGUGGCCCGCGGGGGGGAGGGCAGUGCGGGGGAUAUUCUCCACUACUUAGGUGCUCUACUAUGAAUACUAGAAGAAAUAACAAAAUAAUAAACUCAAAUACAUUCUGAUACCAGUGUUAGCAAUAACACACUCGAGAAG
Plodia interpunctella (Indianmeal moth) is the source of this 680-nucleotide messenger RNA. Its product is annotated as zinc finger protein 182-like. The record is from RefSeq and is a predicted model, not a curated record. Gene Ontology annotation, molecular function: DNA-binding transcription factor activity, RNA polymerase II-specific. Bases 1 to 591 code for a protein of 196 amino acids. Gene Ontology annotation, cellular component: nucleus. Gene Ontology annotation, biological process: regulation of transcription by RNA polymerase II. Lineage: Eukaryota; Metazoa; Arthropoda; Insecta; Lepidoptera; Pyralidae. The transcript has 4 exons.